CCCACCUCUGAGAGAAGACGUUUUGACUCGACUGCCUUCUGUGCUUCUUAUCCAGAGUGUUUCGUGCAUAAAUAGUCUUUCCUGGAGGAAGUGUCUGUGAGUAAAGUGAAAAGAGACUACUGAAAAGAUGUAUCAGAGUAUACAGAAUACAUUCUGCGGAACAUUAAUGAGAAGGGGAAAUAGUAACACUCACUCUCACAGUAACGACCGUCGACUGCUGCUGAUCGGCAAAACUGGACUUGGAAAAAGCUCAACAGGAAACACCAUCUUUAAUGCUUCUGUGUUUCAUUCAGAAAUGAGUUCUUCAUCAGUGACCAGACGAUGUCAAACACACACUGAUACUGUUAAUAACAGAAGACUGACAGUUAUUGAUACUCCAGACUUUAAAUUCUCCACUGAUAGAGACUUUGAUUCAGACUCUGAACUGAAGAGAGCUCUUGAAUCAUCUUCUCCAGGUGUUCAUGUGAUCCUCCUCAUUCUGUCUUUAAACACUUUCACAACACAAGAGCUGGAUUAUGUGACUUGGUUUGAACAGAGAUUUGGUGUAGAAGUGUUCAGAUAUACUAUAGUCCUCUUUACUCAUGCAGAUAAAACACACAGAGCAGUAGGAGAACUGAUCAGAGGAAACGACCAUCUGUUAAAUCUUGUUAAUCGUUGUGGUGGAGGAUAUUGUACAAUGAACAAUAAAGAUCCAUCAAACAGAAGACAGGUGACUGAACUCCUGGAGAAGAUCGACAGAAUGGUGUCUAAUAACAGAAACACCUGCUACACUCAAAAAAUGCGACUGAAGAAUGAGAGAAACAAGAGGAUUAAACAGUUUAUAAAAACAUAUAAAUACCAUAUAUUAACAAGUGUAUUUAUGGGUGCAGCGGUUGGUUGUUUAUUUGUAAUGGCAUUGGCAGUCUUAUCUCAAAUAUAGCAACCAUGACAUUUUGUGCUGUCAUUAUUAGUGCUGUUGUAGCCACUGGCUCACUCAGUUCACAGUAUACUUUAAUAAAAGUGUAGGAGUAAUCUAAUUUCUUAAAUAGAAGAUUUUAUGUUUGAUUGUUUUUCACCUUAACCUGUAACUAUGAAACGUAACCCUAUCUAUAAAAGAUGUAAUAACUUAGUUUAGUUUGAUGACUACUGUAAUGAUUUAAAAUCACUCUAGAGGCUCGAGGUUGAAACAUGCAAUGAGAAAUUGUUUCUGUUUGUGUUCAAUAUUUUAUGGCUGUAUUUUUUCUGAUUUCUAUGGUUUUGUCAUAUAUUUGAUUACAUCUGUUUAGGUGGUGUAGAUUUAUACACAUGCAAUUACAUUUAUCUCAAUAAAAAUAUCAUCUAAUAAUCACCAGAACUUGUUAUUGCAACAAUUGUGUUGUAAUAUACAAUGCUUUUUACUUUACCCUAGAA
This is a messenger RNA of Xyrauchen texanus (razorback sucker), 1389 nucleotides long. RefSeq names its product GTPase IMAP family member 5-like. The transcript is spliced from 3 exons. Bases 128 to 919 code for a protein of 263 amino acids. The record is from RefSeq and is a predicted model, not a curated record. Gene Ontology annotation, molecular function: GTP binding. NCBI's taxonomy places the organism in Eukaryota, Metazoa, Chordata, Actinopteri, Cypriniformes, Catostomidae.